AAAAUUCAUAGCAACAAAUAUAUAAUUUUAGGUUAGGUUAGAAUACAAAGACAUCUUUUUAGUUUAGCAUACCAAUUAGUUUUACAAAUUUGUUUUGUUACCAUGAAUUCAUAACUUCAACAAUAUCAACAAUAUCCUUCUUCUUCUCAAAAAAAUUAGGCAGAAAUAAACAGUUAACCUAUUUAAUUGCCUUCUAAAAUUCAUUAUCACUCUAGGUAGAAUUCUCCAACAAAUCUAACAAAUUUGUUAGGACUCAGUAGUAAAGCAGAGUAAUUCAACACUAAUAAUUUAUAUGAGUACACUGAUUCAAAUUAUAAUCCUUUAUAAGAUAGCCCAUUUAUUAACUUUAGUUAGCUAGAACCAACGCCAAGCAGUGGAUAAAAAAGCAUAAUGAAAGUUAAUAGUAAGAUUUUAGAUCCUGUUUACAAAGGAUAGCAGUAUGAACUAAAAUUAGACUCAGAUAAAUAAAUUUCAGCCACAAAUUAAUUAUAAAAUAUAACGAAACCAAAUAUAUUUGUUACUUAAGAGUAUUUAGAAAAUGAUAAAUUAGCUCCAACAAAAAAAGAUUUUGACAUUAGUGGAUUUUAGAUUAAAUCCUAAUAGAUAUCUCCAAAUUCAGUUAAAUAAAAUUAGUAAGCAGCAUAUAGUAACAACCAAUAUUUUACUUCUGCUAAUAAAAAUGAUACAUUAUAGUAAAAUAAUUAGCAAGAUGAGAGAAGAGUGCUUGAUUUUAGUGAUAGAUUAAAUUCUACAGGUAAAAAGAUAACUUAAAUUAGGUCUCCAGCUUUAACUUAAAAAACUAAGCCUUAGCUUGGAUUUAAUUAAUCUAACUUUAAAACCCCUUAAACUGAAUAAUCAGAAUAAAAACAAAAUUAAGGUGGUUCAGUAGAAAAAAAUACUACUCCUGCAAAUAAAACUUUUGAAGAUACACCAGAAAUUAUUAAGAUAAGCAAAAAUGUUUUACAACCAUAAUUUCCUGCAUCUUAUUCUUACUCAUCCUUAAAUAAUCCAGCCUCUUUAAAAAUCAAAAAGCCUUCACCAAAAAAUAUGCAAGCAAAUCAAUCUAUUUUGUAACCAAGUUAGCAACAAUAGUAACAGUUGCUACAGUAAUAGAAUAAUGAAAGUUAAAUUAGUUAGUUUGAAAGCAUAAACUUAAAUCAACCUAGAGGAAAUAACACGAGCAGUAACAUUAAGAAAUAUUCUUAUGAAACUAAAAACUCAAAUGGCAGCAGAUAUAUCAGUGAAAAGCGGAGCGCUAAUUUUCCUUAAAUAGAUAUUGAGCAUAUGGAUAAAUACAGUCAACCUUCAAUCUAAAACUCUUUAUAAAAUAUAAGUAUUAGUUAGAACUAAAGUCAAUAGUAAUCUGCUUCAUCAUAAAAAUAAUAAAAAUAUUCAUAAGAAAAUAAAUAUAGUAGUCUUUACAAAGUCAAAUCUUCUUCAAAUAAUUUCAAUAAUUAAAAUAAUUAUAAUGAACCUAUAAGCAAUAAAGUGCACAAUCAAAAUAAUUUUCAUUAAUUUAAAAAAGUGAAGGAUCCUUAUAAUAAUUAUUAUGAUAGCAGACCUAUUAUACCUUCUUCAGAUCUUAAUAAUUUAAGUGAUAUUUCUGAAUAAGUAUCCAAGCAAACUCCUUCUAAAGUGGCAGGCUACCACAGUGCAAUAAACUAAAAUUUAAACUAGUCUGAUAUUAAAAAGAUGUAAGAAUUUCCUUAAAAAAAGAGAGAAUUAUUGGAAUAGCAAAGAUAACUUCUUUAAAAAGAAAGAGAAAUUCUAGAAAGAGAAAAAGAGCUUAUUGAAUAAGAAGAAGAAAUAUUUUAUGAAACAAGCUAAGGAUAAUUAACCUAAAUGAGUCCAUCUCGCUCAAGUAACAAUCCUUUAAAUAUGGCUACAACACCAAAAGAUAAAACAUUAGAUUUAUAAAAUUAUAUGAACACUCAACCAUAUUAAAGUAACUUCUACCUUGAUGAUAAAAAUUAUUCUCAACAAUAGUAAUACGAAUCAGUAAAAUCUAGUAAAAAAUCAUAGUAGAACACUCAAGCAUUUACUGGAACAGAUAAAAUUUAUGAAAAGACAAUAAGAGACAGCUAGAAUGUUAACUCAUAGUAUAAAUUAGGCUUUAUGAAUAAUUCUUCUUAAGCACCUGAAGAGCAGAAGUAGACUCUUAAUUAAACUGAGCAAACGAAUAAAAUAUCUGCAGACAAAAAAACUAAUCCAUUUUACUAUACAUUAAAUAGUCUACAUGCAUCUAAAAAUAGCUAACCUACCCAGUAGUUUUAGUACAUUGAUUAGUUUUAAUAGUAAAAAGCAAUGUAAAUAUCUUAAGAAUAAAAUUUUUAGAGAAAAAAAAGUGAUUUAGAAUAAAGCUUCCAUACUAAUAUGAAUGCAGAAGAAGAGAGAAAUGUCAAAGACAUAGUAAAUUAUUUUAAAACAGACUAAGAAAAAACUAAAAAAUCUUCCCAUAAUGACUAAUCUAAUAAUAUUAACAAUCCAUACAACAAUAAAAUAAUAUAGUUACCUUUAUCUAUGAAAAAAGAACUGUCUUAAAAAAACAAAUAGCCUCAAAUAACAAACUAAUCACCACCUGAAAGGACUGAAGAGACUUUAAUCCUUGAACUUAUGACUCCUCAAAAGAAUAAUGAAUAAAAUGAAUUAAUGGCUAAAAAUUUAAAUCCUCCUUAACCCUUUUAGAUAGAUACAAAUAACCCAAACGCUUACUAUAUUAAGAAGCAAAAAAUAUUUUCUCCAAAUAGCUAAAAAAAUAGAUCUUCAACACCCCAAACAUACUUUUCAAAAAAUAACUAUAACAUAAAAAUCAGUCCAAAUUAUCAUGAAUUUGGUAUACAAGUUGAUGAAAAUAGUUUUUAUGAUAGAGCAUCAUUUAUUAAUAAGAAUUCUCCUAAAAGCGACGUAAAUACUAAAAAGACAAUGACAGUAAGUGAUAUUAAAAGUAUUCCUAUCAGUGCUAUAGACAAAGGUUCUAUGGUUUAAGGAUAGUCAAACUUUAGCUCUCCAAUUAUGAAAUUUUAAUAUUAAAACGAUGCUAGUACUAAUGACUUCGUUGACAGCAACUAGCCAAUUAACUUGUCGAGCUAUAUAGUUUCUAAUAAGUAAUCAAUAUAAAAAGGAGACCCAUAAGUGAAUGAUAGAUAUAGAUCAGUGAGCUAGAUAUAAUAACCUUAAAAUAACUUAUAGUCAUCUAUAGAAUAUGUUUAUGGCAAUAAAAAUGCAAAUAAAAAAUAAAAGAAUGAUUUACUUUGCUUCGGCUGUGGAGAUACUUAGACAUCUACAGAAAAUAACAUAAUAAUAGAAUCUGAUCAAUUACAUCAUUAAAUAAAUAAUUAGAAUUAAGAUCCAAUAUAAUAAAAGCAAACAAGUUAAUUCCACACAUUUUAAACUUAGCCAUAAGAAAUUGCUUACCCUUUGUCAAAAUCUUAUUAACCUACUUAAAAUAAUCAUAUAAAUAAAUAAAUGCAGGAUCAAUUUAUUCCAGAAUAGACAGUCUAAUCGACUCUGAUAAAUUUUAAGACUUAGGAAGAUUAAAAGGCUAAUCCUCCACUACUGACCCAGCUCACAUUUAAUCAAGACUCUAUUCGCUCUCCUUACUUUAGAGAUGAAAGAGAAGAGCAGGUAAAAAGAGCAAAUAUUUCUCCAUAGAAAAUAUUUUAUUAAAGACCAAAUGCUAGUAAAUCUCCAAUUUAAUAUAGUGUAGAAAAAGUUAGCUACGAUCCAACAGAUUAUAAAAACAAUAAUAAUUAGAGUCAUGAUUUUCAUAGAAAUCAUAUUAACAAUCCUGUUUAUCCUAUAUAAAAUUCAGGUGCGAAUAACAUCUCGAAUCCUAAUUUAAAUAAUAAUCUGUAAACAUAAGCUGAAAAAUAAGAAAAUGCACCACCAUUCUUUAAUCCAUCAAAUAAUAAUAGCUUCUUAAGUAAUAUUCCUAAAUCAACUUAGCAAAAAAAUAAUGAAAAAUUAGAUUUCAGCUAUAUUAACGGGAUAUAAAAUAACACUUCAGGAGUUUUUCACUUGGAUUCUCAGGAAUUAUUUUGUGAUAAAUGUUUAGAAUUCAUAACUUAAAGCAGAUUUUAAAACCAUUAUAAUGUAUGUACUGAAAUGAGCCAAUUUAAAUUCUUAGAUAAAAAAAAGUAAAUGGAACUAAUAAAUUAAAAAAUCCUCAAAAUUGCAUAUUUGGUGAAGAGAAAAAAUUGUUGUACUUCACCAUUAAAAGGAAAGCUACAGAGCUAAUCACCAAACUAAAGAACAUUUGCAAACCCAAAUUCAUAAUAACAAUAGCAGUAAAAAGAAAAUAAUGAUUAAACAAAACUAAGAAAUUAUUGUAAUUAUCUCAACGAGUGCUUAUGUGACCUUUCUCAUAAAACUAUUACAUACUAAGAUUUCUUGUAAGGUAAAGAAGAUUUGUAACUUAUAAUAUAAAGAAUUAAGAGUAUAAGGGACAAUCAUAAUAUGAGUUAUUAUGGAGAAAUGGCUUCUGAUAUACUAACUAUCAAAAAUAAUCUUAUGAUGUAGAAUCCCAUUUGA
Messenger RNA from Tetrahymena thermophila SB210, 4530 nucleotides. RefSeq lists its product as hypothetical. NCBI's taxonomy places the organism in Eukaryota, Ciliophora, Oligohymenophorea, Hymenostomatida, Tetrahymenidae. The transcript has 4 exons. The record is from RefSeq and is a predicted model, not a curated record.